AUUUUUGAGUUUUCACCAUAAAAUCCUUGAUUGUGUUUGCGUUCUAAUUAAUGCACACCACCAAUAUAUUGUACACGUGCGGAAGUAUGCUCGUCUUGUCUCUUCACAGAGCUCAUCAGCUCGGAAGAAUAAGACCUUAUCGCACUCUGAUAGCUUUAUCUUCAGCCCCUCGGGUUCCUUGUAAUAGUUCCGGCGCCACUGGACACCAGAGACUAUUACACUUGUCUUCGGGUCGUUUCUCCUCUGAAGCAGUUGGGGGUAAUCCCGCCUCGACCUCAGUACUAUCAUCAGUAGCUCACGCUGACGGGAUAACAGAGACUUCUGCUAGAGCAAAAUGGGCAGCAGAUGCCAGCAGUAUAGAGGAACCUCUGACCACGCCCAUUGACAUAGCAGGAACUCUUCCCCCUCAAGGGGAGCUAGCCAGUAUAGGCCUGGGUGGGUAUACCCCAGUGGGACUCGUUCAAAACUGUCUCGACUGGAUACAUUUGAACACCGGGCUCCCCUGGUGGGCCUCUAUCGUCGUUGGUACUGUUAUUCUAAGAAGCCUUAUGUUGCCACUGGUCAUCAAGCUACAAGUGAAUGCAGCUAGGUUGAAUCAGAUAAGACCUGAAACUGACGUUAUAAUGGCCAGGAUGAAGGAAUACCAGCAGAUGGGUAACACGAUACUCGCUGCUCAGGAGAACGCACGACUCUUGAUGCUCUAUCGGAAGCACAACUGUAACCCUGUAAAGAUGAUGAUCAUGCCUUUUCUACAGUUUCCCGUCUUUAUUUCGUUCUUUAUUGCUUUGCGUCGAAUGGCACAAGCUCCUAUAGAAUCCAUGAAAGAUGGCGGAUUGUUUUGGUUCACUGAUCUAACUCUCCCUGAUCCUUACUAUAUACUGCCAAUAACCUCUUCUUUAUUGUUCAUGGCUAAUAUUGAGUUAGGAGGUGAGGCAGGUGUCACUAAUCCUCAGAUGGAGAAGAUGAAGUUGUUCUUCAGGGUAAUGGCUGUUGCUUUGGUGCCAUUAACUGCCACCUUUCCAACUGCUUUAUUCAUGUAUUGGAUAACAGCCUCCUUUUACUCAAUGGGGCAGAUAUUAGUCCUUAAAGUCCCUGCUGUUCGUACAAGACUGGGCAUACCCACCAUUGUCAAUGAUCCAUCUGCUACAGACAACUCUUUAUUCAAGACAGAGGAUAAAACUAGUACAAGUAGUCAAAAGAAAAAGCCUUCUGAAGGAAUGGUGUCUUCCAUUAGAAAAAGUAUGAAGCAGUCCUCACUGAUUGCUGAAGCAAAGCAAAAGACUCAUGUAGCAAAGAAGAAAUACAACAAGCAACUGAAGGACAAGAACCCAAAACUGUAUGACAAGCCACCUCAUUUAAGAUGAACAGCAAUGACUGUGUCCAUUAAUUGUGUACUUUAUGUUUUACACUGUUGUCUAAUUAUUUAAGAGAUGAGAUGGUACUAUACUGUAGCUAAA
Messenger RNA from Amphimedon queenslandica, 1457 nucleotides. RefSeq names its product mitochondrial inner membrane protein OXA1L-like. Gene Ontology annotation, cellular component: mitochondrial inner membrane. The record is from RefSeq and is a predicted model, not a curated record. Gene Ontology annotation, biological process: protein insertion into mitochondrial inner membrane from matrix. Lineage: Eukaryota; Metazoa; Porifera; Demospongiae; Haplosclerida; Niphatidae. The coding region runs from base 51 to 1364 and encodes 437 amino acids. The transcript has 5 exons. Gene Ontology annotation, molecular function: membrane insertase activity.